Molecule: messenger RNA, 2373 nt
Organism: Pochonia chlamydosporia 170
Lineage: Eukaryota; Fungi; Ascomycota; Sordariomycetes; Hypocreales; Clavicipitaceae
Product: phospholipase c
Exons: 4
Coding region: 1-2373 (790 amino acids)
Biological process (GO): lipid metabolic process; phosphatidylinositol-mediated signaling
Molecular function (GO): phosphatidylinositol-4,5-bisphosphate phospholipase C activity
Source: RefSeq, a predicted model, not a curated record
AUGUCCUUUCUGUGUGGAUUUCCAACGCGUCGUCGUUUCUUGAGCCGCAAGCGCAAUGAAGUCGAUUGUCCCCAACGAACUCGAACGUUCUCUAUUUUCGGUAGCUCAAAUAAGAAUGCUCGUCAGGCACUGCGAAGCAUGGUCGGGGUCACGACCAUGAUCCCGCCCGAUAAAUCAUCACCAGUAUCACCAAGCGGCCCGACGGAAAGCAAGUAUAUUGGCAAUCGCUUUCACGAUAUUAUUGACGAGCUAUACGAUCAACUGAAAGGCUCGGAUAAACUGUUGUCAAAAGCCAAACUGUACAAGUUCCUCAAAGAAGUUCAAUGCGAAUCGGUUGUUCAAGAACUUGACAAGGACGAGUAUGCUGCUGGCGAAUUCCGACUUGCGUGGUUGCAAAUUUACGGCGCGAGUGCCAUUGCGCCACAUCCAGAGACAGACUUAUCCAAACCACUUACAAAUUAUUUCAUCAACAGUAGCCAUAAUACCUACUUGGACGGUAAUCAACUGUCAUCUACAAGCACCCCGGAAGCGUACAGAAAUGUCCUUUUGAGAGGCUGCCGUUGCAUUGAAAUUGACGUCUGGAACGGAGAGCCUGUCUCAAGCCGAGAGAGAUCAAAGUCUCCUCAUGGACGGCACAGCAGAGGCCCGUCGAGGACCUCGCAGACCAAUGUAGCCAUCAUUUCUACACUGGAGAAUGUCGACCAAAAAGUUAAAGCGGCAGCACAAUUCCUUGGAGACAAGACUUCCCUUCACUCGCGAACACCCAGCGCCCACAGCCGUACCAUGGUGGAGGAAGAUGUGUCGCCAAGAACAAGUGUCCUGCAGUUGCCAGAUUCAAAACAAUCGAACGACAAGCUGGACGUCUCUCAGGCAAAUGGCCCCAGGUCUCCCCGACAGCCUCAACAACUACCACCGCCCCGAGAACCCAGGCAGCACAGCCCACCAAGGGGUGAGCCAAUUGUAACGCAUGGGCAUACACUGACGGUCCCUUGCGGAUUUCGAGAAGUAUGCAAGGCGAUCAAGGAAUCAGCAUUCGAAAAUAACGACUUGCCCAUCAUUAUUAGUUUGGAAGUGCACGCUGAUCACGAACAACAGGAUGUUAUGGUGAGGAUAAUGAAGGAGGAAUGGCAAGAUCUGCUUGUGACCGGACCUCACGAAGAUUUUGAUCCCAAGUUUAGGCUACCAAAGCUGAAGGACCUGCAACGGAAGAUCUUGGUAAAGGUCAAGAAGGCUGCGGUCACCAUGGAACCAAUAAGUCCACAGAAUACAUUGGACAGUACUGCACAAGUCGGGUCUCAACCCGAUUCUCAAAUCACAUCGCAAACUACUAGGGAGAGUAUUACGCAACUCACAUCCCAAAGCACUUAUGAAAGCGCCCCGGACCUUCCCACCACAGCCAUCGGCGACUCAGAUACCUCAUCAGAAAAUGAUGGUUCUCAACCCGUCCAAGUGAAGCCUCCCACGAAGUCUUCCUCUGCUCCACUUCCGGCGCAAGACAGGGCCAGUACUGGCCGCAUUUGCCAAAGCCUUGGUGAUUUAGCAGUAUAUACACGAAGCGAACACUUCAAGGCUUUCGAGACAAAGGAAGCAAAGCGGCCGGCUCACAUCUUCUCUAUCAGUGAGAAGCGUAUCCUAGAGCUAUAUCAACGACAUCAGCGAGACGUGUUCCUACACAAUAAGAAUUACUUCAUGAGAGCAUAUCCCGAUAAGAUGCGAUGGGACAGCUCGAACCUUGAUCCCAGCCUCUUUUGGAGACGUGGAGUACAAAUGGCUGCAAUGAACUGGCAAAAUACAGAUACUGGUAUGAUGAUCAACGAAGGCAUGUUCGCCGGCGGCAGCGGAUGGGUUCUCAAGCCUCCUGGGUACCAAAGCAGCGAUAAGUCGUCAGAAUCCCACGGAGAGGCAACGCCUGGACUUACGCUGGAUCUCAUCAUAACGAUAUUCGCCGGACAAAACAUACCCACUGAAAGUGACGAUUCUAGGGAUCUUCCAAGAAGCGGAAGCACCAUUUUCCCCUAUGUAAAAGUCACACUUCAUGUAGAAAAGUCCGAACAAGCAACGGGAAAGGAUGUUUCCGAAAGCAACUACAGGAAGAGAACAGGCGCAGGCAAGACGAAUAGCCCAAAAUUUCCCGACUCUAAGAGGCAGCUCAAGUUCACUGGCAUAACUCAAGUUGUCCCUGAGCUAAGCUUCGUCAGAUUCCGAAUAGGCGACGAUUCCCGCCUGAACACAUCGAUACUAGCGUGGGCAUGUAUUCGUCUCGAUCGUCUUCGUCCAGGAUAUCGCUUUAUUCCGCUGUUGGACAUGGAAGGCAUUCCUAUCCCUCGCGGCGAGCUAUAUGUCAAAAUCGAAAAAUCCCUAUACACAAAGUAG